AUGGCGUCUGCUCCCCGGCGUCUCUUCUUCGUCGUACCACUUCUCUCGCUGCUCCUCUCCGCGUCUAAUCUACCCGGCUCCGCUUCUCAUGACGGCGCGUCCCACGGCGGAAUUGGUGGGCGGGAGUUGCUAGAGCAGCGGAACUUCGCCACGUGGUUCGACGCGGACGAAGCGGCGCUUUCCGCGCCGCUGUUCAGCGGUGCUGGGCAGCGGCUCGCGGACAAGCUUUCGUGGCAGCACGAGCAGACCCAGCAACGUAUCCGAAAGCAGCAACAAUCCUACAAGAAGAAACCAAAGCAUCCCACGCCGUCUGGCAACGGCGCAACUACCCCUGCGGCGGCGGGUGGUUCCCCGGAUUGCCCGUACACGUCAGCUGGCGCCGGUUCCGCCAACCUGCACAAGUGCGCCAUGGGUUACGCUGCUACCAGUGGUGUAACAGGUGGUUUCCGGAAGACUUGCGGAGGGAGGUACCCGACGGGUUACGUGGUUACCACUGCGGAGGAUGUCAGCAUUGGCUGGACCGAAGGGUCGUUGCGAUGGGCGAUGAAAUACUGUACGGACGGGGUGUAUAUUACCUUCGCGAAACCUAUGACGAUCACACUGGUUCAGGCGCUUUAUGUUAACGGGGAUACCACCAUCGACGGGCGCGGCCACCAGAUCGUCAUCACCGGCGGGCCGCUUCUAGCCUAUUGGGUCUCGAAUGUGAUUUUCCAUAACCUUGAAGUGGGUGACAUUCCGGGCGACACGGACAUUCUGCACAUCCGCAACACCACGCGAGUGUGGGUAGACCAUCUCAAGGUGUACAACGCGGCGCGCGGCACCAUCAGCGUUGUCUACGGCGCCACAGACGUGACCGUAUCCAACACCUACUUUCACAACGAGAAUUUCGUCCAGCUGCUGGGUGCAGCGGACGAUGCUUACUAUGACCGGAACCUUCGCGUGACAGUGUAUCGGAACUGGUACGAUCGCGCGGGGCAAAGGCAGCCGCACUGCAGGUGGGGCUCGUGCCACGUGGCCAAUUCACUGUACACGUCGUGGGGUUAUUACUGCUUGGGCGCGCGGGUGUAUGGGCGGAUUCGGUCCGAGAGGAAUUAUUUUAUAGGGGGGCCGAGAAAGGAGGUGACACCAUGGUUCGGUGGGGCCCUCAGCACCCCGACGUUUGACAAUACCGGCACGAUAAGAUCAUAUGGGAAUCGGCUGGAGAACGGGUCGACACUUCACGAGUUUGUUGGAACCGUGCCUGCUUUCAAUCCCCCAUAUAAGCUGGCGCUCAUGGAGCCUACAGACAGCAUGAAGGACUUCAUCAUGCAGAAUGCAGGGCCGCACUUCCCAGAUAGUGAGGCUUUGCCUGUGGGAGGUGGUUGA
Messenger RNA from Closterium sp. Naga37s-1, 1365 nucleotides. The record is from the annotation of a GenBank genome assembly. Lineage: Eukaryota; Viridiplantae; Streptophyta; Zygnematophyceae; Desmidiales; Closteriaceae.